Messenger RNA from Rosa rugosa (rugosa rose), 1815 nucleotides. RefSeq lists its product as uncharacterized. The record is from RefSeq and is a predicted model, not a curated record. Gene Ontology annotation, biological process: RNA processing. Bases 136 to 1716 code for a protein of 526 amino acids. The transcript has 14 exons. Gene Ontology annotation, molecular function: RNA binding; nucleotidyltransferase activity. Lineage: Eukaryota; Viridiplantae; Streptophyta; Magnoliopsida; Rosales; Rosaceae.
AGAUUUGUUGUGAGUAAUAGUCCAUGCAGCCUAGCUCAUCCAACUUAAUCUUCUACACAAUUUCCAGUGAACCUCAGACUUUUAGGGUUUAAGCUCUGCAUCUAAAACCCCCACAGCGAAUGAUUCAGCUCACCAAUGGCGAUUUCAAGUUUAGGGUUUGCUUGCCGACCCAAUUUCAACCUCCGCACUCCCACCUUUCAAUGCAUUGGCAAGGUUCAAUUGAACUUGGUUGCGGCCAUGGAGGCGAUUGAUGAGCAAGAGGGUCGCUCUAAGGACAACAAGACCAAUGAUUCGGCCAGUGGAAUGAGCAAUUUUUGUUGGGAUGAAGGAGAUGGGAAGGCACCACAGUGGAAGAAGCUGAAUUCGAAAGAGGUUGGGAUUAGUAGUUCUAUGAUUGACAAGCCGACCCGAAAGGUUUUGAAUGGGCUAAAGCGAAAGGGGUUUGAGGUAUACCUUGUAGGAGGUUGUGUAAGGGAUCUUAUCUUAAAACGCACGCCAAAGGACUUUGACAUUUUAACUUCAGCUGAAUUGAGAGAGGUGACUAGAACAUUUUCUUGGUGCCAAGUAGUUGGAAGGCGGUUUCCUAUAUGUCAUGUGCACAUUGGUGAUACGGUAGUGGAGGUUUCCAGUUUUAGCAUCAGCGCACGAAGCUUUGGUAGGAACUCAAGAAGUGAUUUUAAAAAACCUGUACGCUGUGAUGACAAGGAUUUUAUGCGUUGGAGCAAUUGUUUGAAGCGUGACUUUACAAUUAACGGGUUGAUGUUUGAUCCUUAUGCAAGGAUAGUGUAUGACUACUUGGGAGGAAUAGAAGAUCUUAGAAAAGCUAAAGUCCAAACUGUUGUACCAGCAAGUAGUUCAUUUCGAGAGGAUUGUGCUCGCAUUCUACGUGCCAUAAGAAUUGCUGCUCGUUUAGGAUUCCGUAUUUCGAAGGAAACAGCUAAUUCUAUUAAAAAUUUAUCCUACUCAAUUCUUAGGCUUGAUAAGGGAAGGAUCCUCAUGGAAAUGCAUUAUAUGAUGGCGUAUGGUUCUGCUGAAGCUUCCCUCCGAUUAUUAUGGAAAUUUGGACUUCUGGAACUACUUCUACCCAUCCAGGCAGCAUAUUUUGUUCGCCAUGGAUUUCGAAGACGAGACAAAAGGUCUAACAUGCUUUUGUCCCUUUUUUCUAACUUAGAUAAACUUCUUGCACCUGACAAGCCAUGCCACAGUAGCUUAUGGAUUGCAAUCUUAGCAUUCCACAAAGCACUCUCCGAACAGCCUCGAGAUGCGUUGGUGGUUGCUGCAUUUACCCUUGCUGUUCACAAUGGUGGAGAUAUGUCAGAAGCAGUGGACAUAGCCAGGACUAUCACUAAACCACAUGACGGUAGCUUUCAUGAAUUAUUAGAACCGAAGAGUUUGGACUCUGAAGCAUAUAGUAAAGAGGUUAAGGAUCUGGAGGCAUGUUUUAGGCUGGCACUCGAUCAUAUGACUGAUCAGCAAAUUGUCUCAGAGGCCAUGGCAGCGUACCCACAAGCACCGUUUUCUGAUCUGGUAUUUAUACCAUGGGGAUUAUCUUUGAGGGUCUCCCAGAUUUUCAACUGUGUAAAAGUGGGUGGGAAGCUGGGAUUUGUGGCAAAGCAAGGAAGCAAGAUUGACUACGAGUCAUUAGCUCAGGGCAGCCUGCCAGAGGUUCGGCAUAUUUUUGCAAGAGUCGUGUUUGAUACCAUAUAUCCUCUUUAGACUAGAUCUUGAUCAUUCUCGUAUAUGAAAUGCUUGAUUGUGAGAAAAUUUUGUAACAUCAAUCAUAAUAUAUACAAGGGAAAUAAGUUUUUUUGUUUU